AUGCCCAUCCUCCGCUUUAGCUCGGCCAGCAUCUCUCCGCCGCCGCCGCGACAGCAGCGCACCAUGGCUGCCUCGGGGAUUGUAGACCCCACCAAGCCGGGGAAAUACCCCGUGAUCCUCAGCGAUGCUCUGCUGGGCAAGCCCUCCAAGGAGGCAUACACGGCGAUACGGUACAAUCACCGCCCAACUCUCUCGUCAGAAACCGCUCCAAACACUGCGCGGCUAAAGAAGUCCGGCAACGACGGUUCUUACAACCUCGGCUUCGAUGACCAAGGCAACAAAUACCAAUACAAUGGCGCCCGCACCACCGACGACGGCAACUACGCCCUCAUCUUCGACCCGGCCCGCAAGGCCUUCGUGCUGCACCGCAUCGACUCUACCUUCCACAUGAACCUGACGCGCACCCCGACGGAAACCAACGCUGAGAGUCUGCGCAAGCAGUUCCCCCAGCUCGAGGUCAAGACGGGCACAAGCAGCAAGCCCCAGAAAGGCAAGGGCACCACCGCCGCCGCAGAGAAGUCACAAGCCGGCAGCGGCAGCAGCAAAGCAACCCCCGCCAACAAAGCCACCAGCAACACGUCCAAAGCGACAACCAAGAGCGGCACGGGCAAGACCGACAACAGCAGCAGCAAACCCGACAACAAGACUAAGCAAACCAAGUCCAUCAGCAAGAGCGUGGCCUUGACCCUCCCGUCGGCUCCACCUCCACAACAACAACAACAGCAACAACAACAAAAACAACAACAAAAACGGGCACAAGGCUCAGACGACGAAGAUGAGGAUGACGACGACGACGCCGACGACGUGCUCACGGUCGAGUACCCCGGCGGCAACCCAUCAUCCUUCCAGCCACCCGUCAGCCGUGCCCCGCCCGUGGCAGUUACCCGGCGGUGGUCCGAGUUUGCGCGGGAAAUGCAGAGUGAGACCGACGAUGAGGGCGACGAGAUGAUGGCUGAUGCCGAUGCCUCUGUGGGUCUUGGGCUGGGGCUUGGGAUUGGGGCUGGGGCUGGGCGAGAGGCGGAGGAGGAAGGCUAUGGCGGGGAGGAGGAGGGGUAUGAGGAGGAGGGGUAUGAGGAGGAGGGGUAUGAGGAGGAGGAAGAGGAGGAGGAGGAGGAGGAUGAUGAGGGGCAGCAGGGGCAGGGGCAGGGGAUGAGGGGGUUGCACGGAUUUGGUGGUUCUGCCGCUGCUGCUGCUGCUAAUCCUGUCGCGGUUGAGCCUGAGGUGUAUACCUUUGAUGCUGGGUCUGAGGAUGGGGAGGGGGCUGAAGGGGAUGAGGACUUUGGGGAUCUGGAGGCUGAUUUGGAGGCGGAGAUGCUAAAGGAGUUUGAUAAAGUCCAGGAUGAAGGGCAUGAGAGCGAGGUGAGCGAGGAGGAGUGA
This is a messenger RNA of Canariomyces notabilis, 1377 nucleotides long. RefSeq lists its product as uncharacterized. Lineage: Eukaryota; Fungi; Ascomycota; Sordariomycetes; Sordariales; Chaetomiaceae. The transcript has 2 exons. The coding region runs from base 1 to 1377 and encodes 458 amino acids. The record is from RefSeq and is a predicted model, not a curated record.